This is a messenger RNA of Aspergillus steynii IBT 23096, 843 nucleotides long. Its product is annotated as NADPH-dependent oxidoreductase. The transcript has a single exon. The record is from RefSeq and is a predicted model, not a curated record. Gene Ontology annotation, molecular function: oxidoreductase activity. The coding region runs from base 1 to 843 and encodes 280 amino acids. Lineage: Eukaryota; Fungi; Ascomycota; Eurotiomycetes; Eurotiales; Aspergillaceae.
AUGUCCAGCGUCCCAAACACCACAUUUUCCUCCCUCGUCGAAGCCCGAUAUCGAGACGGCCAAUCGAUCCAACGCCCUCUUCCAAACGACUUCCCUCCCACCCUCCAGACCAUUCUAAACCACGCCUCAUGCCGCUCAUUUCUACCCACCCCACUACCCACCGGCACCCUGGAGGCUCUUAUGGCAGCCGCACAGAGCGGUUCAACAUCCUCCAUGCUCCAAACCUGGGACGUGAUCGCCAUCCAAGACCCCUCGCACAAGAGCGCGGUCGCCACUCUCGCCGGAGACCAGGAGUUCAUCCGUCAGGCGCCGCUCUUCCUCGUCUUCUGCGCGAACUUGCAUCGUCUCGCGAAUAUCUCGCGCAGAUACGACCAGCCCGGACGGGCUCUUGCGAACACCGAUAUGUUCCUGAUGGCAUCUCUUGACGCUGCGAUUGCAGGCCAAAACACCGCCAUCGCGGCGGAGUCGCUGGGUCUGAAGAUCUGCUAUGUGGGCGCUGUGAGGAACAAUGCGCAACAGAUGUGCGAGUUGCUGGGUCUUCCGCACAACGUGGUUGGGGUGUUUGGUAUGGCGGUGGGGUAUGGCGAGGAGGAGCCUACAGGGGGGAUUAAGCCUCGACUGCCGAUGAGAGAGGUCUGUCAUCGGGAGGUUUGGAGUGAGGAGGAUCAGGAGGAGAAUAUUCAGGUGUUUGAUGAGGCACUGGGGGCUUUUUAUGCCGGGGUGAUGAAGCUGGGGCGUGACGGUUGGAGCAAGUUUGUGGCGGGGAAUAUGGCGUCUGUUGAGCAGGAUGGGCGGGAGAAUUUGAAAGAGACGUUGUAUAAACAGGGGUUUAAGCUUAAUUAG